AUGUAUGAAUACGAAUAUGAACUUGACUCUGAAGAUGAUCUGAAAAAGCUGACUGUUGACGAAAUUGCUUCCAAAGGUGAAUGGGUCAAAUCCCCUUUAAUGUUGAACGAGGGUUUAUACUUCAAGCAUAAUGAGCACAAUAGUUUAGAUGUCAACAAAUUGCAUAACUCCAUUUAUGAGUAUUUGGCAGUGGAGAAACCUCCCAUUAAUGAAACCACAAGAAAACAGUUGAAGCUGUUGUUUGAUACACUUAUUACAAUGUGUGAUGAUUAUACUAAACCAUUUGAUACUGGAAUCGAUAAUAGGCAGAUCUUAUCGGUCGAUUUAGUUUCCAAUAUUGUGUUAGCACUUGUCUUCCCUACAUACAGGUCUUCAGACAUAGACCUUCCAGCAUUUUCCAUGGCCUUCAAUGUGUGUCGAAUUGCUGAGUCGAUUCUAGCCAAACUGCAUUAUUCUGAUGAGUCUUCGCUGGAAUUCAUCCCUAGAGAUGAGUCUCCCCCAGUAAAGACGAAUUUUUCGCUCAAAUGGCUUCCGGAUCCAUUGCUUACCAGUAACGAUCAAGAACCCCAGGACUACUAUCAAUUGAAACUAUUGUAUUCUAUGCUAGUGAUAUGCUUAGUUUUGAUAGAUAAGCUUUCCCGACUCGAAGACCCGCCAGAUCCAUUCACAUUUUUUUAUUUCAAUGUAUGGAACUUGCAGAGAACUGUUCUCGCUUUUGGGUCUCCAGUACCCUUUGAGUCCAGAGAGAGUCAAUACGCCGAAUAUCCAGAAGUCUUCGCUGACAUUUUAAAGUGGAGCUCUGCGGUACGUGCCACGGCUGCUGCGAUACUUAACAAAUCACGAUACGCAACUAUUCAUGAUUUCAAGCAUGAGUCGUUAACUAAUUUUUUGAACCCUUACGGUAGAGGUAUUUUAACGGGAGCCUUAAACAUUAAUUUUCCAGAGUACUUUUCAAUUUUGUUGAAGCUGGGUUUAACCGAAGAAUGUGCUAAACACUUUAUGAAUAAAUUGGAAUUGGCAGAUAGUUUGGACGACCUUGUUCGUCACAUCUUCCAACCACGGGAGCCUGUACAAAAUGAAUCAGAUCAGGAAUCCAGGAAUAGUCGUUCUGAUAUUGGAGAGGGCGAUGAUGAUGAAGAUGUCGAGAUCAUGGAACUUCAUCCUGAUUGCAACUGUGACUUUGGAUUAGACUCUGCAGAAUAUGAAAAUGAAAUAAUUGAUAUGGAUGACAUGGAUUCUGAACUCGACAAGGAAAUCACAGUGACUAAUAAUAAAGAAUUCUUGAAUCAUCAAAAAGAAGGGACAUCUCCUCCUAGUGGGGAUAUGCCAAUCGAAAACAGUGACGAAGAUUGGAGAGAUAUUGUGAGAGGUCGAAACAUGCUAUUUUCUUCCCGUUUUCGAAAACUUCUACAGGAUCCUUCACAGUUCUGUUCAUCCUGGUAUGAGUUUGUAGAUAUAAUAAAACGUCUCACUAACGAACGAGACGUUACUGAAAAAGAAAAACAGAAAUUGGUGGAUACCGUGGCAAAAUCGGUCAAGGAUGAGCUUGAUACUCAGUCAGAACUAUUCUGUUUACCUUAUGAACAACGACAGGCAAUAGAAGAAUCUAAACCCGAUGGGAAAAAGGCAUCAGAAAUCACACCCGAUAAGGUCUAUGAGCUGAUUUCAGAACCUCAGCUUUGGAAGAAACUGUUUGACACUGAAUCCGAUACGUUAUUAGCAAUUAUUGAUGAACUUUUUAUGGCCCCUGGUUAUAGAAGGGUCCUUAUAUGGUUUCUGUCUCAAAGGCAGUUGGAACUACAAUUGGUCGAAUACUUCCACUUACUUCUAACUUCACGCAGAGGCAAUUGGGAUUUUGAGGAAGAGAAAGACAUUAACCCCGAAACGUUCCACUUUUCUAGAGAGGGGCCUCUUGAACUAUCUGAGUUUGAGCGAAAUAUGUUAUUGCGCUUGUUUAUAGAUAAACUAACAGUAACCUUUGACAAUGACCAGAGGACAGAUGACAAUCAAACAAUAGCUGAACAUUCUGCACAAGAAACUCAUAGCUCAGAAACAGUGGCCAAUAAUACUUCAGACUCAUUUUUGAGUAUCAAAGCGAAAGAAAACUUGAUGACACUCACUUGUUUGGUAUUUCUUAGCUUGCAUAAAUCAGGAAUCAUUAGAAUCAAUGAUCCCGAGUACAAACUCUCAAUACAAAUGUUAGUCUUACCUUGGAUUGGAUUUAACGAAGAAGCAAGAGAAGUGUAUGUUCUUUCUAAUCGUCCAUAUCUCCCAACUGUCGAGUCUUAUUCUGAAGCUGAGACAAGUGCAGUCACAAACGACCAAGAGGUAACAAAGAACAUAGAGGCUGCAAGUUUGACUGCUGAGUAUGUUUCAAAAACACAUGCGCUUCUUGAUCAAACGGGACUGCAAAUCCCUGAUGAGGUAUUAAGUCCUUUAGAUAACAAGAAUUACGAAGAAUUUGAACACAGCUUGACAAAGUACGUUCGGGAGCAAAAGGAUGUAAAUCUGGAAGAUACCAUCAAAGUUUUUUAUGACCCAUCUUUUCCCAACUUAGUGGAUGUGUUUCAUCUGAAGAUUGUUGAGGAGGUAGUUACGAGAUACUAUCAUACUCUAGAGGUCCCUUCAUAUAAAGCUGUUGAACUUUACAGGUUGUAUCAUACGAUUACAGACAUAUCCAAUAGUUCAGUAGUUUCUGAUGAAGAUAUACCAUUUAUCCGCAAACUGAAGGAGCAAAUUGAAAAGCAAAAGAAUCUUGGAAAGCCCACUCCUCCAGCUGAUACUUUAGAUCGCUCUUCAUUCGUUAUCCAUUGUAUCCGAUGUUAUUUCAUUUUAAGGCAACUUAUCCAAACUAAACUUUCCAACGACUUGCUGUUCCCAUAUGUUGCUGAACUGAUUAUUAAUAUCUCCAAACAAACGGGACCAGAAGUUUACAAGUUUUUUGAGCAAGAUUACGAGGAUGUCACUAAGUUCAAAAAAGAUGUCAAGAGCUCUAUGCAAAGGUUCAUUGUACUUGCUAAAACUUAUUUAGAGUACCAAGAAGCCAUGAAACUAUCGUUACUUCUCUCUGGAAGCUUCCUGUUAUUGGAUUUUGUUAAAUAUCCUAGCUUUGAAGAGUUCGUCAAGAAUGGUCCUAUAGAUCGAUUGGAAGCGAAUUCGGAGGAAACAUCUACGAGGGAAUCCCAGGAGCCAGCAUCUGUAUAG
Molecule: messenger RNA, 3204 nt
Organism: Komagataella phaffii GS115
Lineage: Eukaryota; Fungi; Ascomycota; Pichiomycetes; Pichiales; Pichiaceae
Exons: 1
Coding region: 1-3204 (1067 amino acids)
Source: RefSeq, a predicted model, not a curated record